Molecule: messenger RNA, 1354 nt
Organism: Amoebophrya sp. A120
Lineage: Eukaryota; Dinophyceae; Syndiniales; Amoebophryaceae
Source: the annotation of a GenBank genome assembly
AUGUACAAUCAUCUCCAAUCAGGCACAAUACCGAACCUCCGCGUUUCUUACGUCGCGUGCGAUUGGCAGCGCCAAUCGCACUUCCUGCCGGGGGCGGCUCGACCGGCAGGAAGUGCGCUCGGUAACAACUUCCCCUCGGAGAACUUCCCCUCGGAGAACUUGCACAACUGGCGGUCGUACGUGCGUCUCGGUAAAGGCGCAGCAUUACACCCCUCGUUGGUGGGGGCGUUCUUUAACAACUUUGGUGAUUUGCCUGUAGAAGAGUCUGGCUCGUCCGUAGCGGCAGAAAGUGAGUACGUGACGGAUAGCGAGCUCGGCUUUUAUUUCGGCGUUGUUCCACCAUAGGAAAAGGAAACCUCUAGAAAUUCGAACAAAAAAAGAUUACAACACAUAAGCAUUACAAUAGAAACGUGCGAGGAGUUUUACACGAAGAUGGUUUUCGCGAAUUUGUAUAACAAAUUUAUCAAUAAAUAUAUCAAGGUCAUUCAUCAACUAAUUCAAAGGCAGCUGCGCCACGGCAUAUCAUGAUUAAGAAACAAGCUUGUGAAAAUCGGGAUUGGUUCUGAAGUCGUGGCAGUGACCACGCUUUUGCACUUUAGACACUCCUCGAGAUGAUCAUGAUUUUCGCUCCCUUGUUGGAAGCGCUAUACAAACUAACAUAUCUUCCACCAAGCGUGCUACAACAUAUGCUUGCUUUUUAUGCUUUUCUGCACAAGAAGGAUGCGAGCGCGAGGUCCAACACGCCUCGCGUUUUUCAAGAUUGGCAUAUACUCUUUGUACGGCUAGACAUAAAGUAGAAAGCAUAUUACCGCUGCAUCCUUAUCGCUCGUAUUUCACGUUAGUGUCAUAAACAUUUGAAUAUGAAUUAGUUGUAGAAAGUAUCUGCGCGUCUGCGUCCUGGAGGACAAUGGAUCGACGCAGUGAGUCGGCAUGUCUUUUUACAUGGCUUCCUGUCAAGAAACAAUCCUUCCGGCUUCUCUCUUCCCUGUCUAUCCUGUGAAACAACUAUGGGGGAGGCGAUUGUAACCCUGAUUGUGCUUGAUGGACCGGACUCAGCCUAUGCCUUAGAGGAUUUGACAUAUCUGAGCUUUAUUUGAUUCAUUCUCAUACGAUUUAUCUCUACUUGAAGAUAAGGAAUGGUUAGUCAUAUUGCAGCUCGUGUUGAAGAUAGGAAUAUCCUCAUUGCAACUGCUCUGUUGAUUCAGGCGACGUGUAAAAUAUAGUGCGAAACCAUGUAGAUGUUGAAGACUUCCUAUCGCGACGUGAUGUUGCGGAUCUGAAACGAACUCUGACAGCUCGUACGCAACCCGCUGCAUAUCACCUAUUGCACGCUAGAUGACGAUAAUGCCGGAAG